AUGGGACGUGGACGUGGUGUUAGCAAUGGUGGUGGACAGAGUUCUUUGGGUUACCUAUUUGGAAGUGGAGAGACCACUAGCAAUGCCCAACCUGCUCAGAAGAGUCAGAACGAAGGGCCAGAAGUAAACAAUGUUCCUUCUCAGAAGACUACUGCUGCUGCUUCUCAACCAAUUGAUAAGCCUAUUCCAGCAGGUGUUCCAGGGCAUCUUACAAACAAUUACUUCCGGGCAGAUGGGCAGAAUUGUGGCAACUUUAUCACGGAUCGACCAUCUACCAAAGUUCACGCUGCCCCUGGUGGUGGAUCUUCCCUUGGUUAUCUCUUUGGUGGCGGUGAGAACUGAUUUCUUUGAUCUUCAAGGAUGCACCAACCGUGCACUAUUUAGCAGUGACCUCACUAUUAUGAAAAUUUGUGUCUAUCUCUAAAGUUUGCUUUGUCCUUGUGCUGUGUAAUGUGUUGCCUUGAUGGAAUUCAUGUGGCCAGACAUAUGUAGUCUUGGAUUUCAUUAUCAAAAGCUUGUCCUUGUUCAGUAUUUAGUCUGUUUAUCAAAUGUGUCAACUAAAACAUUUGUCUACAUUGUAAUCAUUUUUCUUCCAAAUGACAAUUGAUCAUCAUGCAAAAGAGACAGUAAAUCUUGCCACUCA
This is a messenger RNA of Quercus robur (English oak), 643 nucleotides long. Its product is annotated as protein SPIRAL1-like 2. The record is from RefSeq and is a predicted model, not a curated record. The transcript has 2 exons. Bases 1 to 342 code for a protein of 113 amino acids. Gene Ontology annotation, biological process: cortical microtubule organization. Gene Ontology annotation, cellular component: cortical microtubule, transverse to long axis. Lineage: Eukaryota; Viridiplantae; Streptophyta; Magnoliopsida; Fagales; Fagaceae.